Saccoglossus kowalevskii is the source of this 942-nucleotide messenger RNA. Its product is annotated as mortality factor 4-like protein 1. NCBI's taxonomy places the organism in Eukaryota, Metazoa, Hemichordata, Enteropneusta, Harrimaniidae. Gene Ontology annotation, cellular component: NuA4 histone acetyltransferase complex; nucleus. Gene Ontology annotation, biological process: chromatin organization; regulation of DNA-templated transcription. The record is from RefSeq and is a predicted model, not a curated record.
AUGAAUGCCAAUGGAUCGGAAUUCAUACUCAAUAUUUACUUCCACAAUACUUUCUUUGCGAUCACGAAUAUUCAGGACAUGCUGGAAACUCUUUGUAAUACCAUGUGGUAUUCUGAUUGGUUAAAGGCAUUUUUGAGACCAAUUAGGUCAAAGUUCACUGGGGCAGGUCAAAGUGUGCGGUCACAAGUAAAAGAAAAACAUGUGAGAUAUCUGAUACAUUACAAUGGUUGGAACAAAAAUUGGGAUGAGUGGGUACCAGAAAGCAGAGUACUCAAGUUUAAUGAGGCAAAUUUACAAAAACAGAAAGAACUUCAAGGACACCACUCUUCCAAAUUAAAGGCCCAGGCUGAUAAGAUUAAACUGGAGUUAAACAAGAACAAUGAAAGGACUGAUAAGAAAGGCAGGCGACCUAAACUUGGUGGAUUCACCAAAAAGCCGGAGAAAGAAAAAGAAAGGGAAAGAUCAUCCACACCGACUGUUGAUAAGCAACCACCACCGCCACCACCACCACUGCUAUCCCCACAGCAACAACAACCACUGCCAUCACAACAGCAAAAGAAAGCUAGUGCAUCAAGCGAUACAUCAUCCACAACGUCGGAUCCCCCAAAGAGAAAGCGUGCCCGAAUGGAUGCCUCCAUUGAGAGUGAAGAAUCUUUUUUGAACCGAGUUGAAAUAAAAGUUAAAAUUCCCACAGAAUUGAAGCCUGUCUUGGUAGAUGACUGGGAUCUUAUUACGAGACAAAAACAACUGGUCCACCUUCCUGCGAAAACUAGUGUGGAUCAGAUAUUAGACGAUUACCUCAAGUACAAAACCUCUCGAGGACAGACACCAGCCAAUAAAGAGAGUGCUAUUAUAGAAGUGUCCCAAGGAAUCAAAGAGUACUUCAAUGUCAUGUUAGGAACACAAUUAUUGUAUAAAUUUGAAAGACCUCAGUAUGCAGAG